UGUUCCGCACUAUAGCGUGCCCUACUGUGUCGUGUUGUAUUCAAGUAAACAUUUCUUUCACUUUCGUUGUUCACUUGAAACAAAAUACUCUCACAUUUUUUAAUUCUUGCGUUUAUCGUUAUUUUAACACAGAAAAGUUUUAUUAGCUAUCGUUCGUUAACACGUAGAAUGGAGGCACUUGCAACGGCAGUGUCGAGGCCAUGGAAUAGUUCAAAGAUGACUAGCAAACACGACGAUAGCCCUCCAAAGAAAAAGCGGAAGAAGAGUACAGAAGUUGUUGUUGGCCAAAAAAAUCCUGUCAUGGUUUUAAAUGAAAUAAAACCAAAUAUUGAGUAUGACAUCGCAGCAUCUGGACCACCCCAUGCAAGAAUUUACUCUGCCUCAGUCACCGUUAAUGGGAAAACCUACACAGCAGAGGAUACCACAAAAAAGAAGGCUAAGGCCAGAGUUGCACAAAUGAUCCUUCUGUACUCUGUUCAACUAAAAGACCCCAGUGUUAAAGCUCCUUUGAUGGAAGAAGUAGUCGGGGAAGUAGAAGAUUUUAGCAAAGAUCUCUCAGAGGUAGUUUGUGACUCUGAAGAUUUUUUUUAUUUUGAAUCAGCUGUUACACAAAAAGUUAAAGCAUUGCCAUUGUCAGCCACCAACAAUGCUGAUCAAGCAAAAAGUAAUCCAGUAUUCUAUCUCAAUCGCCUGAAGCCAGGAGUUAAAAUCGAAAUAGUUAAUGAGGCAGGAAGUCCUCAUAUGCCCAUUUAUACUGCAAGAGUUGUGAUUGAUGACCAGACCUUUGAAGGAACUGGUUCAAGCAAAAAGCAAGCCAAGAAUGAGGCUGCUCAAACGGCAUUGCAAAAGGCUUUUAACUUAGAACGCACGAAUCCGCCUAAGGCGUCCACCUCAUCAACGAUGUCAUUAGACAAACCUUCGGAGCUUGAGUUUGGAGAUUUCAUAGCAAGGCAAAUUGAGAGCACUUAUCAAAAGAUCAUGAAGGACGAGCAGCCUAGCGUGUCACGUUACAAAGUUCUGGCAGGAGUAGUCAUGACUGUUGGACCGACUGCAGAUGGAGCAACAGUUAUAUGCGUCACUACCGGAAGCAAAUGUAUUAACGGUGGACAACUAAGUAUGGAGGGUGAAGCCCUAAACGAUUGCCAUGCAGAGGUGUUGGCUCGACGAGGUUUGGUCAGUUUCCUUUAUGACCAAUUAAACACCUUCAAUAGUAACCCUUCCGAAUCCAUCUUUGAGCGUUCAAAUGGAAAUAGUUUAAAACUGAAAAAUGACGUUCUCUUCCAUCUAUACGUCAGCUCCGCCCCUUGCGGAGAUGCACGCAUUUUCACACUUAAUGAAUCACUUGCCUCCCCUCUUGAAGACCUCCAUCCCAAUCGCCAAGGACGAGGCGCACUUCGCACCAAAAUAGAAUCUGGAGAAGGAACGGUUCCGGUUAACGAAUCCGCUAUACAGACAUGGGACGGUAUCCUUCAGGGUGAGCGACUUUUAACCAUGUCUUGUUCUGAUAAACUCGCGCGGUGGAAUAUUGUCGGCGUUCAAGGAUCUGUUUUGUCUAAUAUAAUUGACCCCAUCUACUUCCACACAAUUGUGGUUGGCAGCCUAUACCACCAAGUCCAUUUACGAAGGGCUCUCAUAGGAAGAAUUGAGCACCUUCAGGGCCUUCCAUCUCCGUUCAUCUUCUCGCGGCCUGUUCUCUCGACCAUAAGCACACCACCUGACCGCUUACCGGCGAAAUCUCCAAAAAACAGCGUCAUUUGGAUUCAAGGCUGGCCAGAGCAUGAAGUUGUUGAAAUUAGCAAAGGAAAAUUAUUGGAUGGAUCGCCAUCGCGUUUAUCGAAGCGGCACUUCUUCUACCGUUUUGUUGCACUGGCCUGUGCAAAUGUUGAGCAUCGAUCUCUGUUACAGAAACACGUCAAAAACGGUCAUGUGACUUACUUAAGCCUGAAACAAGCAGCUCAAGCGUUUGGGGAGGCAAAAGAGAUGCUUCAAUCAUCACUUGUGAUCGCCAGACUGGGACAAUGGAUUAAAAAGCCUCUGGAACAAGACAGUUUUGAAAUUCCUUUUGAUGGAAGCCAAUUGGUAUUUAGCCAACAUUCUCAUCCCGACCGUACCCCAAGUUCUCCCGAUUUCUAGUUCACGGUCAAAUCUUGUUUCUUUCUUUUUGAAAAUCCUCCUGCUAUCAUGACCUGUCUGAUUCGAUCUGGUAUUAACUAGAGAAAGUUUUUCGCUUAA
Molecule: messenger RNA, 2232 nt
Organism: Daphnia magna
Lineage: Eukaryota; Metazoa; Arthropoda; Branchiopoda; Diplostraca; Daphniidae
Gene: Adar
Product: double-stranded RNA-specific editase 1
Exons: 6
Coding region: 169-2133 (654 amino acids)
Biological process (GO): adenosine to inosine editing; RNA processing
Cellular component (GO): cytoplasm; nucleolus
Molecular function (GO): tRNA-specific adenosine deaminase activity; double-stranded RNA adenosine deaminase activity; double-stranded RNA binding
Source: RefSeq, a predicted model, not a curated record